Molecule: messenger RNA, 5229 nt
Organism: Elgaria multicarinata webbii
Lineage: Eukaryota; Metazoa; Chordata; Lepidosauria; Squamata; Anguidae
Gene: RANBP10
Product: RAN binding protein 10
Exons: 14
Coding region: 6-1847 (613 amino acids)
Molecular function (GO): protein binding
Source: RefSeq, a predicted model, not a curated record
UCAAGAUGGCGGACGCGGGUGCAGCGAGCUUACCUGGGGGAGACUCGGCGCUGCCGCCGCCGCCUCCCCCGCCGCCUCCGGAGGAGCAGGAGCUGAACCAGCGCCUCCGCCGCCUCUACCCGGCCGUCAACCCGGCCGAGACGCCGCUGCCGCGUGCCUGGAGCCCCAAGGACAAGUAUAACUACAUCGGCCUCUCCCAGGGCAACCUGCGCGUCCACUACAAAGGACAUGGGAAAAAUCACAAGGAUGCUGCUUCAGUCAGGGCUACCCACCCCAUCCCUGCGGCCUGUGGUAUUUAUUACUUUGAAGUGAAGAUAGUCAGUAAAGGUAGAGAUGGGUACAUGGGGAUAGGACUCUCUGCCCAAGGUGUCAACAUGAACAGACUUCCUGGUUGGGAUAAGCAUUCCUAUGGCUACCAUGGUGAUGACGGACACUCCUUCUGCUCUUCAGGGACAGGGCAGCCCUAUGGCCCCACGUUCACUACUGGCGAUGUGAUUGGCUGCUGUGUGAACCUCAUCAAUAACACCUGUUUCUACACAAAGAAUGGGCACAGCUUAGGUAUAGCCUUUACAGACCUCCCUGGCAAUCUGUAUCCCACUGUGGGACUCCAGACACCCGGAGAGAUAGUGGAUGCCAACUUUGGGCAGCAGCCUUUUGUGUUCGACAUUGAAGAUUAUAUGAGGGAGUGGCGAGCAAAGAUUCAGGGCACCAUUAAGCGGUUUCCCAUAGGUGACCGGCUAGGUGAAUGGCAAGCCAUGCUACAGAAUAUGGUCUCCUCCUAUCUGGUGCAUCACGGGUACUGUGCUACAGCGACGGCCUUUGCCCGAGUGACGGAGAAUACAAUCCAGGAGGAACAGAUCUCCAUAAAGAACAGGCAAAGAAUACAGAAGCUGGUCUUGGCAGGAAGAGUUGGAGAAGCCAUUGAAGCCACGCAGCAGCUAUACCCAGGACUCCUAGAGCACAAUCCUAACCUCCUGUUCAUGUUAAAGUGCCGGCAGUUCGUGGAGAUGGUGAAUGGAACAGACAGUGAAGUCCGGUGUUUCAGUGCCCGCAGCCCCAAAUCCCAGGACAGCUACCCCGACUCCCCCAACCUAAGUCCCAGGCACGGCUCUAACAAUUUGCACAUUCACAGCACUGGAGCAGACAGCCCGAGCUGUAGCAAUGGAGUCACCUCCAUAAAAACCAAACAGAGCCACAGUAAAUAUCCAGCACUGAGUUCGUCGUCGUCGUCCUCUUCCUCAUCAUCCCCUUCAUCAGUGAACUACUCAGAGUCCAACUCCACAGAUUCCACCAAGUCCCAGCAGCACAGCAGCACCAGCAACCAAGAGACCAGUGACAGCGAGAUGGAGAUGGAGGCAGAACACUACCCCAAUGGAGUCCUGGAGAAUUCUUCAACAAGGAUAAUGAAUGGCACUUACAAGCAUGAAGAGAUCCUGCAGACAGAUGAUUCCAGCAUGGAAGAUGGCUGUACUCAGAGGCAGCUCUGUGGAGGAAACCAUGCUGCCACCGAGCGGAUGAUCCAGUUUGGCCGAGAACUGCAAACCCUGAGCGAGCAGCUGUGCAGAGAGUAUGGGAAGAAUACGACACAUAAAAAAAUGUUGCAGGACGCGUUCAGCUUGCUAGCCUAUUCUGAUCCAUGGAACUGUCCUGUCGGCCAGCAGCUAGAUCCGAUCCAGAGGGAACCCGUGUGUGCUGCACUCAAUAGCGCUAUAUUGGAGUCUCAGAACCUGCCAAAGCAGCCCCCGCUGCUGCUCGCCCUGGGCCAGGCCUCGGAGUGCUUGCGGCUCAUGGCUCGCGUGGGCCUAGGCUCCUGCUCCUUUGCCAGAGUGGAUGACUAUUUGCACUAGCCCCUGAGUGAGACAGAGCGACCCCUCCAGCGCUGCCGCCCUCGCCUCUCCCCGCCCUGCGUUUUCCCAACGCCCCCUCCCCUCCCACCAGCCUCCCCACACGCUGCCCAGCAGAAGGACACGUUACUGACUGAGGGGUGGGGGAUCCUUGCUGCGCCUCCCUUUCUCACCUCGGAAACGGCUGGCAGGGCACCCCCGCCGUCACCGCGGCCUGCCCUGCCGCCCCCGCAGCACUCCGUGUUUUCACUGGUCAUUCUGACGUAGCGCCUUCCGACUUUAGGAUUUUAUCUUUAUUUUAUUAUUUUAUUUCUCUGACUGAGCCACCAGUAUUUAUAUCUGGAGAGUUUGUGCUGAGCUGGUUUCUAACGAAUUUAGAGAUAAAUGUGUAUCUGAGUUGGCGAUGGCCUGUUUUUAUUUUCACGUGGGGGAAACGGUUGCCCUGCAUGCCGGCGGCGCAGUGUGGUUCCCCGGCUCUGGUCCUCGUAGAGGGUGAAAGGGCGUCGUGCGUUCCUUGGACUCUGCCCUGUUUUAUGUCUUCCACGCCACAUGACAGACAGGCUGGAGGAAUCUCUGCUGAACAGAUGGUCCUUGCAAAGCUUUCGUCCUGGGAAGGAGAGCCAAAGGUGCUCAGUACCUUGGUCUAGCCCAGCCUUCCCCAACCGGAUGGCCUCUAGAUGUGUUGAACUGCAAGUCCCAGCAUCCCCAGCCAGCAUGGUCAAGGUCCCCACUGGCUGGGGAUAAUGGGAGUUUGUAGUCCAACAUCUCUGGUUGGGGAAGGUCCGGCCAGCCGUUUAAUAGAAUGUCCCCUGAUGCUCGGAGAGAGAGGGUGUUAAUUGAGCAUACCCAGCCCUUUUCUAAGUACUGCAGAGAGCAAGAAGAUGCUAUUUGAUGCAUCAGUCAGAAAGAGCAAGCCACCCUGGCCCGCUGCAGUUCGAUAAGCAUUUCCAAUCUAACACAUUCAUUUGGGUGGCAACUAGCAUCAAACAAGUAGAGCUUGCCCCAUAGAGGGUAGAGUGUCUCCCCCCUGACUGCUCCAUUGUCCUGCCAUUCGAAUGGCAUCUUCCCAAUGGAAUGCAAAGCCAAGGCUGUGCGUCACUCCCGUCUCUUCUGUUUGGACUAAAGGCCCUUUGCUCAGGGCUUUAGCUUUGGCUGAUGGCUGCCUUUUCAUGCAGUCAAAUCCCCCGAGUCAUUGGGUCAUCCUAGCUGACAAGAAGCCCUCAAUAUGGUUUUGGGUAGCCAACUCAUACCUCCCUUAUUGCCUGUUGAUCUCACAUUUUAUACUGAUCUUUGACUCUCAGAAAUUCUUAUGCCAGCAGUAUGAAAAAUCUUAUUUUUACCUGAUCAAUCCCUAUCUAAAAUGUGAAAUGGAGGAUAUAAGCCAAUAUUUCUUUUCCUUUUUAAAAAAAACACAAAAAUAACUACUUUUUAUUCCAAGGAGUAGCCAUUAUUUUUAUUGUUGGGCUAUCCAUUUCCAAACCAGUACAUUGCAGAAAACUUCUAGAUAUUGUGGAUGGAAAACCCACACAUCAGCUUAACUUACAUGAGGGUGUAUAUAUGUAUUUUUUGCAAAGCACAUCAGGAGAAGCACGCUGUACUAAAAGCCAUCCUGUCUGGGAAUAGUAUGCUUAAUUAACUACAUCAUCGUUGGCAUGCUGGUAUAUUUCAAUAUCUUGUCUAUCUUUUAAAAUGCUUUUUCUAAUAAGGAAAUGACAAACAUAUGUUUCCCAUAAGUUCAACAAGCAAGGCAUUUUAAAGUGGUCUUGCAGUAUUGCAGAAACUUAUGUAAGAGAGAGAAAGUCUUGAUGAGACAAAUGACAGAAGAAUGUGUCAAUUGAGAAGCAUGGUCACAUUAGAAGGAAAAUGGCACCUUGGUUCGGGACUUGCAGGGAUAAUGGAAGGAACACACAAACACACCCCCUUGUGAAAUACACAUGGCGCAUCUCCUGUACAAGCGCCACUGGUGGGAAUGCGAGCUCUCCUAGGUAAUGGAAAUGCUCCUGCACAAUCAUCAUUCAUUCCAGUGCAGAGAAACUCCCUGUGGAUUCCGCCUAAGCUGGGUAAAGAUCCACCUUUGCUAACUGCUAAGGACAUAAGGCAGCCAGUGUGUGUUUGGGGAUUGAGCAGGAAGAAAACACGUUGCUUCAUCCUUCGCAGAGCUGGAUGGAAUAUCAGUGAGAAGCACUGCAAGAAAAAGUGCAAAUCCUAAUUCUUGACGGCGUUCCCUUUUUAAUUAACUGAUAGCGUUGCAUAAGUGGCUGUAACUGCUCUUGGCUGCUGUUUAGAUCAAAGCAAAAUAUCUUCUUAAGUGCCACUUGCUCAAGGAAAACACGUCCUCCUUUUUUAUCCCUUUUGCCAGGUGUCAGUAAUAACCAACACUGCCUGGCCAUCAUGAUUCCCAAAUGCGUUGCUUUUUCCCAUUACUUUUAAAAGUUCUGUCCUGCCUUGUACCUUUCUAAGCACUCUGUACACUAGCUUAUGUAUUUUAAAACCAAGCAAUGGAAUUAUAAUACCAUGACAUUGAUUCUCAUCCAAGCCAGUUUAAAAACACAGAAUGAUUCUCCCCGCCCAACCCAUCUCUAGCAGCCUCUUCAGGCAGGCAUCUUAGAAGGCAAAACGCCUGUGCAAAAAAGCCGUGUCCUCACGCCAAUCCCAUUCCCUGUGCCGGCUGUUUUAUAGUCUGUCCUUUGGCUGUUGUUGCUGUUUACAGCGCUUCACAUUUUAGGAUUUCAUUUCUAAUUCUCACCCAUUCAGGACAAGUCUACAGCAAGCGGUCUGCGCUGUGCUUUGGUACAGACUUUCUCCUUGGCCCAGCCUGCUUGCUUCACUUUCCGUAUCAUUUCUUUCUUUUGCUUAGAGGGGCUUAAUUGUGUGAAUUCGAUUCCCCUUUCUCCUAGCUGUGCCUGAUUUUUCAUUUCUUAGCUUGAGGAUUCCUCCUCAAUCUUUUUCUUGGAUUUCUACACUUUCAGAAAGUUUUAUCAGGCAGAAAACUGUGUAACCCACCUUACUAGCCUGCAUUGGUGUUGCCAAGUAAUUUUCUCUAAAAUAACCAAUUCUAUUGAGUGCCCUUGACCUAAAACAAUCUGCUCGCUUUGAUCAUACAGGCAAGUGUCUGCUCUCACGGCCUGUAGACACCACAAAUAUCCUUCGUCACAAUUUAGGGAAACGUUCAGUGGCAGUCGGUUCACCUCAUGACUCAAGAAUUUCCUUAUUGCAGAGCUGAUGCUCAGAUACAGAAAGUCUUUGAGGGUGCAGCCAAGGUGAGGCUGUUUGUAUGAAAGCCUAUAACAAUUGCUUUAAAUGAACAGACUACAGUGGGCCCAUUCAGAAGACACCUUAAACCAUUGCUUUAACCAUGGUGGUUAAGCCAGAAAGCCGGGUUGUG